Molecule: messenger RNA, 5207 nt
Organism: Phyllopteryx taeniolatus (common seadragon)
Lineage: Eukaryota; Metazoa; Chordata; Actinopteri; Syngnathiformes; Syngnathidae
Gene: kdm4b
Product: lysine (K)-specific demethylase 4B
Exons: 22
Coding region: 169-3852 (1227 amino acids)
Biological process (GO): chromatin remodeling
Cellular component (GO): nucleus
Molecular function (GO): histone H3K9 demethylase activity
Source: RefSeq, a predicted model, not a curated record
AUCGUUAAGUACGGUUUUGGAGGUGGGCGUGACACCUAAAUAGCUUUAGCUUGCUAAAUGUUAGAGGAACAUCGAGCCACAAAAUUUGUACAAAACGACACUUAAUCGACGGAGAGAGGCGACACGUCGCUGCAGGAGGUUUACCUGCUACCCUUAAAAGUGUCCCCAAUGGCAUCUAACAUGGUCAUGGACACGAUGCCGCAUCCUCACCCUGUUCCAGCCUCACUCCCUGUAGCUCAAAAUGGGAUUCCCAUCCAGGAGCCAGUGCUGGCUGAAGUACCUGAGACAGCCGUGGCCUCGAACCCCAUUUCUGCCCCGGCUGCCACACAGGCUCAGCCUCCACACCCAGAUGUUGCUAGUGGCCUUGCUCCUGUUUCCGAGCUACCCCAGGCUCUUCUUCCUUCGCUGCCUCCACCGCCACCACCGUCCUGUACUAAAAACCCCGACUCCAAGAUCAUGACCUUUCGUCCGACUAUGGAGGAAUUUAAAGACUUUGCCAAAUACAUUGUCUACAUGGAGAGUGAAGGAGCUCAUCGUGCUGGUCUGGCCAAGGUGAUUCCACCAGAUGGUUGGAAACCGCGGAAAUCCUACGAGGCCAUUGAGGACAUGGUGAUCCCAGCUCCCAUCAUGCAAGUGGUGACUGGUCAGUCUGGUCUCUUUACCCAGUACAACAUCCAGAAGAAAUCCAUGACAGUGGGCGAGUACCGCAAGCUGGCAAACAGUAAAAAGUACUGCACACCUCGGCAUAAAGACUUUGAUGACCUAGAGAGGAAAUACUGGAAGAAUCUGACUUUUGUGUCACCCCUUUAUGGUGCAGAUGUUAGUGGAUCUAUCUAUGAUGAGGACAUUCGAGAGUGGAACAUUGGCCACCUAAACACGCUGCUCGAUAUGGUGGAGCAGGAGUGUGGAAUCGUCAUAGAAGGCGUGAACACUCCCUAUCUCUACUUCGGCAUGUGGAAGACCACCUUUGCCUGGCACACUGAGGACAUGGAUCUCUACAGCAUCAACUACCUGCAUUUUGGCCAGUCCAAGUCAUGGUAUUGUAUCCCACCAGAGCAUGGCAAAAGGCUGGAGAGACUGGCACAAGGUUUCUUCCCUGGUAGUUCCCAAGGGUGUGAUGCUUUCCUUCGUCACAAGAUGACUUUGAUAUCUCCAUCCAUCCUGAAGAAAUAUGGCAUUCCCUUUGACAGGGUAACUCAGAAUGAAGGGGAAUUUAUGAUAACUUUUCCUUAUGGCUACCACGCUGGCUUCAACCAUGGCUUCAACUGUGCUGAAUCCACAAACUUUGCCACUCUGCGUUGGGUUGACUAUGGCAAAACUGCUACUCAGUGUACCUGCCGAAAGGAUAUGGUCAAGAUCUCCAUGGAUGUUUUUGUCCGCUGCCUCCAGCCAGAUCGCUAUGAACUGUGGAAGCAGGGAAAAGACAUCAUAACAUUGGACCACAGUCGGAUCACGGAGCUCAGUUCCCCAGAAUUGCAGCGCUGGAGACAGCAUCGUGUCACAUACAGAGCCAACAUUCUGCGGAGGGCAAUGCAGAAAAUGAAACAGUUCCGCCGUCUUAAGUUAGAGGAGGUGAAGGUGCUGGCUGAAGAGGGCAUUGAGUUAAAUGCUGCUGAAUACCAGCGUCAAGUGGAAGAGCGGGAAGCCCAGCGUAAGCAGGAGCGAGAGGAACGUCUAGCCAGAGAGGCCAUGAUCACCCUUGAGGCCCUGGAGCGUAGGGAACUGGAGGCAGCAGAAGCUGCCUCGAGAGCAACUGAAACUUCAGCUCAAGAGGAACCUGAGGCCCAACAGCAAAACAUGACUGAGAAUAUGACAGAGGAUGUUCAAAUAACACAGAAAAGUAAAGCCAUCACUGGAUUUCAAGAAGCAUUUGAACAGUUUGCUGCAUCACGGUCUGUCAUCUCAGAUGACACAGAGGAAAUAAGUUGCAACCAGGCAAGCUACUCCGAGGUGAAGAUGACAACAGAGGUAAAGAAGAGCCGACGCCACCCCCUCACCAAACCUCCCAUGCGGUCUCCUUUGUCUGUUGUCAAGCAAGAUCCGACUGGUUCCAAAGAGCUUUCAACGCCCAUGGCACUGGAAAGCAGCAUGAAGAAACAGGAGCACCUGUGGCAGAAUCGCUCCCGCAACUUCUUGGCUGAGAAGGCCUUCAAUUCCGCUGUGUCAGUACUCCAGCCACAUUGUGCUGUCUGCUCCCUCUUCUGUCCAUACAAGAAGCCACAUCACGAGCCCAUCAAUGCAAAUGACCGCCAGCGCCCCUAUGUUCCACGUCCUGGAAGUCGAACUCGCCCAAUAGUUCCUGAGAUGUGCUUUAGUGUUGGGACAGGCAGCACUGAGCCUCCCCCCACGAGCAACUACAUUGGGGAGGAUGGAACCAGUGUCUUGAUUUGUUGCUCCUCAUGCAACAUGCAGGUUCAUGCCAGUUGUUUUGGUAUCAACCCCGACACAGUCCAAAAAAAGUGGACAUGUUCCAGAUGUGUGGCAGGUGCCUGGGCAGUGGAGUGUUGCCUCUGCAACUUGCGGGGAGGAGCUUUGAAGAUUACCAUAGACAACAGGUGGGUCCAUAUCAUCUGUGCCAUUGCUGUGGCUGAAGCUCGGUUCAUCAAUGUCAUUGAAAGGGAGCCGGUGGACGUCAGUGCUGUUCCAGAAACACGGAAAAAUUUGGUAUGCGUGUUUUGCUAUGGCAAGAGUGACAAUAAGAACCGCGGUGCUUGCAUCCAGUGUUCCGAGGAGAACUGCGCAACAUCUUUUCACGUUACCUGCGCCCAAAUUGCUGGAGUUGUCAUGACACCAGCCGACUGGCCCUACGUUGUGUCUGUCACCUGUCACAGGCAUAAAACGUUGAUUCCAAAGCCACGAACGCCGGCAAAAAUCCCCCAGGGCCCGACCCUGGGUCAAAGGGUAAUUGGCCGCAACACUGAUAGUUGGUAUUACCAUUGUACCAUCAUCGGCAUGGCAUCACAAACCUUCUACGAGGUCAACUUUGACGACGGCUCAUACUGUGACAACAUUUACCCGGAAAACAUAACAAGUCAUGACUGCCUUUGUCGAGGUCCCCCUGAUGUUGGGGAGUUGAUCGUGGUCAGCACGGCUGAUGGGCAGGACCUCAAUGCUUCCUUUGUCAAACAACACACCCACAAGGUCUACCAGGUUGAGUUUCAGGACAAAAGUCAGCUGUUGCUAAAACAAUCAGAGCUCCAUCUGCUGGACCAGGAACUGCCCAAGAGGGUCCGAACUCGUCUUGCCAUACCUACAUCCCAGGAGGAUACUUCUUUAGCAGAUGGAGCCGGAGCGGCCAAGCGCCGGUGCCUGCCCUCCACCUCUACCCCGCGCACCAAGGCCGUGCCCUCCACCACCAAUGCACCGUGCACCACCAAGGCCCUGCCCUCCACAUCUACCCCGUGCACCAACGCCCCCAUGGUGACGAUAUCUGCGGCCCAGCCGACCACCCCUGUAGCAGCACCGGCAUCAACGCAAUUUAGCAGCACGAGUCAUCUGUCAGCCCCACAAUUUCUGUCCCGCAUCAGCAUGAGCUCAUCUGUAGUGUCCACGCCCCCCAGUGCUACUCCGAUGCUUCCCGAGGCUCCAAUGGACACAGGCGGUGCCUUGUCCCACGUUUUGACAGAGUUGAACUUGGCCUCGGACCCCACGCUAACGCCACAGUCCACCCCGUUCCAUUGCCAGUUGAACUCCGACCCCCUUUUGUCCGCGCAGUCCCCUGCCCCGCCUCUGCCCCCACCCGAGCAGAGCAUGUCAGACAGUUACAUGCCGAGCAGCGGCUACGUCUCCUACAUGGAGACCCUCCUGCACUCACAUUUCCCUCAGGAUGAGGGGCCAGGAACUCUGUUUUAGAUAACAGCUCAACUCCGCUACUACCAACACCAAUGGGAUGGAUGCUAAUAGAGGAGAAGUUUGGUGAGUGCUGCAUUACUGGACAUAUGUUGGCACCAGUUCUCGAAAACAUGAAAGCACUCUCUUAAUGCACGUUACUUUUUUGACCUGGUUGGAUUGCAGUCGAGCUUUAGCAGCAUCAUCUAAACAGGAAGGGGCUUCUUUCAUUUUUUUCUGCUAUUUUUAUUGUUAUUAUUAUUAUUAUUAUUAUUAUUGUUGUCGUUGUUGAUGGUGGUGGCAGUUUUUCAGAAGUUUUUUUCUGUUUGUUUUGUCUCUGGGUGGUAUCAACUCAGUACCUCGUUGCAAAGGUUUGUUAAAGGAAGGCGCACAUUAUUUGGGACAGGAAGCUAAUCGUCAUUGUUUAGGGGGCAUCCUGUACAGAACUGUUUCUUUUCUACAGGUACAAGUUACCAGCAACAAAUAUAUCUAUUUUUCAGUCGAGCCAAGUGUGGCUUUGAAACUAAAGUCGCCACAGAACAUUUUCACUCGCGUUUUUUCCUGCAAGAGGUAAAUGGGGGCAAAUGGAUUUAAAAUGUAUUACUAAUAAUGUCAGUAUUUAAAUGUCUUAGAUAUUGAAUGAAGUGUAUCAGACGAAACAUAUUAAGAGUCAGUCCACAGAAUGCAUUGUGAACAUGUAUUACAGCAGUUUAAAAAAUAAAUAAAUAAAUAAAUAAAUAAAAAGGACCAUGUAUGUAUUGCCAUUUUUUAAUGGUCAUUGGGUGACUUCCACUUUUCACUUGCAAAACAAGUCUCAGGGUUCCAACAUCCACAAAAUCAAUAUAGUUGAGGGCUUUUUACUGCUAAAGAAAGAGAAUUAGUUGAGAAUCCUCAAGCGAUGUAACAGGAUCUAUUAGCUGAAAUAGUCCAUUAAAAUCACAUACUUUUAGUAAAUGCGUUGUAUAAACAUGGGAACCCGAAGGUAUCAUGAUGGUCGAAAUGCAAUGUAUAAAUCCUGUGUUGUAUGAUUAUAGUAUGUACUGUAUCUUUUCUAGUUCAUCUUUUGAUUUGAAGUCGCAAACUUGGCCAUUUUAAAUUUUUUACAGGCUGUCUUGGGCAGAUCACUCUUUGUAGCAGCACCUACACGUUCGUUUUCUACGACCAUUUAUGCUGCAUUGAUCUUAAACUACUGAUGGACUCACUUUCCUGUUUUCACCUUGUUCAUAGCACAAGUCUUGUGUAUUGUGAUUGAAAUCUGUAAAUGUCUAACAUGAACACCCCACACACACCUGUCAUAACUGAGAGAAUUUUGUGUCCAAAUUCAAUGAAACCGUGAAAAGAAACUUUAUUUCAUAGGGAUUAAAGUGGCUUGCUUGUCA